CCAGGUGCGCGCGGCUUCCGGCUGAGCUGGGUCGCCUGUCUCGGGACUUCCCUCGACACUCCGGGCAGGGUCGCUGCGCCUCCCUCCUGGCCUCCCGCCGGCAACCGCGGCCCGGCUGGUGGAGCUCAGCCAACUGGUCAGCGGCGGAGGCGCAGGCCGAAGUCCGUAGGUAGCUGCACUGAGGCUGGUUCUGGAAAGACCGUUCGUCAGCGUCCAGAAGUGAUCGGCCUUCCGAGCCAAGGACGCCCGAUACCAGCAUACCUAUACCCCGGCCCUGGGCCUUCUGGUUGGAAAGAGGGAACUAAACGUCUGUAACUAAAGUAGUGAAGAGCCCCGUGGGGUGAGGACCAUCACGUCCCAGAACUACCACUGUAGCGAGAAACUUAGAUGUCAUACCAGCCUGGAAGCACCAGAGGAGCCCUGCUACUAGGAGCAGUGCUUCGUUGUAAAAUGCUGAUAAAUCAGGCUCUUUUGUUACAGGUGACUAUCUGAAUUUUCCAACUGCAGAAUGUGUGAUACCUUAAAAGGUUGGCAAUGAUGAAUAAACUGGAAUUAAAGGAAGAGAAGAUGCUAGAGGUUCAAUUCGUGGGGGAUGAUGAUGUUCUUAAUCACAUUCUUGAUAGAGAAGGAGGAACUAAAUUAAAGAAGGAACGAGCUCAGGUUCUGGUUAACACAAAAAAAAUAAUAAAGAAGCCCGAAUAUGAGUUAGAGGAAGAUGACCGGGAAAUCUUAAAAGAUCAGAACUAUGUGGAAGUUUUGGGAAGAGAUGUUCAAGAAUCUUUGAAAAAUGGCUCUACUACAGUUGGUGGGAAUAAAGUUUAUUCUUUUCAGAAUAGAAAAAAUUCUGAGAAGAUGACUAAAUUAGCUUCAGAACUAGCUAAAACACCAAGAAAAGGUGUUUCAUUUAGUUUAAAGAAUGAUCCUGAAAUUAGGAUAAACAGUCCUCAAAGUAGCAAAGGACAUUCUGCCUCAGAAAAAGGUCAACCGAAGAACAGUGACAAAAAUGAAUUUCUGUCAACAACACCUUAUCGUCUGAGAAAAAGAUUAACAGUUUCAGGGUCUCAUUCUGACAGUGAAAGUGAAUAUUCAGCUUCCAACUCAGAGGAUGAUGAAGAAGUUGCACAGGAAUAUGAAGAGGACACUAAUGCUGUCAUGUUCGGCCAAAAGAGUCAAACUCAGAAUAGAGUAGUUUCAGCUCCUAUUUGCAAAGAAACACCAUCUAAGAAAAUGAAGAGAGAUAAAACAAGUAACUUGGUAGAAGAAUAUUUCGAAGCUCACAGCAGUUCAAAAGUUUUAACCUCUGAUAGAACACUACAGAAGCUAAAGAGAGCUAAAUUGGAUCAGCAAACUUUGCGUAACUUAUUGAGCAAGGUUUCUCCUUCCUUUUCUACUGAACUGAAACGACUAAAUCAACAAUAUGAAAAACUAUUUCAUAAAUGGAUGCUGCAGUUACACCUUGGGUUCAACAUUGUGCUUUAUGGUUUGGGUUCUAAGAGAGACUUACUAGAAAGGUUUCGAACCACCAUGCUGCAAGAGUCCAUUCAUGUUGUCAUCAAUGGCUUCUUUCCUGGAAUCAGUGUAAAAUCAAUCUUGAAUUCUAUAACGGAAGAAGUCCUCAGUCAUGGGGGUACUUUCCGAAGUGUCCUGGAUCAGCUAGACUGGAUAGUAAACAGAUUUAAAGAAGAUUCUUCUUUAGAACUCUUCCUUCUCAUCCAUAAUUUGGAUAGCCAAAUGUUGAGAGGAGACAAGAGCCAGCAAAUUAUUGGACAGUUGUCAUCCUUACAUAACAUAUAUGUUAUAGCAUCUAUUGAUCACCUGAAUGCUCCUCUUAUGUGGGAUCAUGCAAAGCAGAGUCUUUAUAACUGGCUCUGGUAUGAAACUACUACAUAUAGUCCUUAUACUGAAGAAACCUCCUAUGAGAAUUCUCUUCUGGUUAAGCAAACUGGAUCUCUACCACUGAGUUCCCUGACUCAUGUCUUACGAAGCCUUACCCCUAAUGCAAGGGGAAUUUUCAGACUACUAAUAAAGUAUCAGCUGGAUAACCAGGAUAACCCUUCUUAUAUUGGACUUUCUUUUCAAGAUUUUUAUCAGCAAUGUCGGGAGGCAUUCCUUGUCAAUAGUGACCUGACACUCCGAGCCCAGUUAACUGAAUUUAGAGAUCACAAGCUUAUAAGAACAAAGAAGGGAACUGAUGGAGUGGAGUAUUUAUUAAUUCCUGUUGACAGUGGAACAUUGACUGAUUUCUUGGAAAAGGAAGAAGAGGAGGUUUGAAGCUAUCCUUACUCAUUUUAUCUUUCCACGGAAGGGUUGUUGCACCCCAGCUGCCACUCCUCUGGUUGGAAGUGUUGUGUUUACAUCCAACAUUCAAUUAUUUUUCCAGCCUAUGAAAUUUUAAAUUGGAAGCGGGGGAAUGUCAUCAGUGGAACUUUUGCUUAGCCUGGUGUUGUCUGUAGUACUACGCAGCAGUCCUCAAGUGGGAGAAAAUGUGCCUUUCACUCAUUACCUCUCCGGAGACUUCUUGCUGGAAUGAACAGUGAGCUCAGGGAAUAUUUGGAACUGGAUGUUUUUGAAUUCUUUUAUACUAGAGAUAUUAUUCAUAAUUUUUUGAGGGCCUUUUAACACUCCCCGAGCUGAUUGUUUGCAAGUGAUGCGUUUGUUCCAGAGGGUGGAAGUACAAAGACCUGGGCAUUGUGUAAAUCUGCUUCAUUUUCUGUUCUCUGUAUCAGACCAAUGAGUUUAAUGGAAAAGGCAGAUCAUCUUUUACUGUUUCUGAAUCAGCUUGACAAAAGUAUAGGUUGGAAAGAAGUAGUUGGUCCAGCUUUCUCCUUUGGGAUAGGCUACAUACUAGGGAUGAGGGUUGGGGAUAUAAUACUAUCAGUGGGGAUAGCAGGAAAAGCGUAAGGAGUACAUACCUUGUCCAUCCACGCUAAAAAGCACGUGAACAGUGGAUCCAUUUGGAACUGUUUGUGUCUGUGUCAAGACCUUCAUGAUUCAAGUAAGAAAACAGGCUAGAGAAAUAAAAUCCUGAAUUACAUUUUAGUAAUUGUUUUAAUUUAGUAAUUUCAACAGAAAUAAAACAAUUCAUUGUUCUUAAAUAUUGACAUAUUUUUCUUUUCUUGAAUAACAUUGCAGGUAAAUAGCAUUUUAAUGGCUGCCUAUACAUUAAUGUUGGCUUUUCUGUCAAGUAGAUCUAAAACUCACUGUCAGAUAUUUCCAAUUUUUCUUCCUUAAAGUGAUGAGUUCCAGCUUCCUGAAUACUUACAUGAAAUAACCCUGGCCACUAUGGUCUGCUCAUAGGUUUCACGUCCUCUGAAAUAUCUCAUACUUGGAAAUGAAAUUCUCCAUUAAAAUAGCACUGUAACAAAAUAUGUACUGCAUCAACAUUUCUCACUCAAUUUGUAAAUCUUUUAAGAAAAUAUUUCCAAAAAUGCUUGGAAUUUUAAAAAAUUAUUUUGUGGUAUAUAAUUUUAAAGUAAUUUUAUGUUAAAUCCAUUUAUUAAGGGUUUAGUCUUAAAUUAUCAAAAUAUUUAAAUAAAUUUUUACAUGAAUAUAAUUUUUUUAAUUUAAUUCGUACCAAAGGAUAUUCAGUGAAAUUGAGUCUCCUUUCCAUUCUCUGAUCUGCAGUCCUUUAGGCCACCACUGGUAGCAGUUUGAGCUUUCUUUCAGAGAUAGUCUAUGCAUAUGUAAGGUGUCUGUAUCUCUCCCUUCUGAAAACACAAAUGGUGUCACAUGAUACUUGCUGGUUUGCACCUUGCUUUUUUGCUUAUAUCUAGUCUAUGAAACUGUUACAGUGUAAAAUAUAUAUAAAACUUUAAUGA
Messenger RNA from Tupaia belangeri chinensis (Chinese tree shrew), 3818 nucleotides. It is a transcript of the gene ORC2, whose product is annotated as origin recognition complex subunit 2. Gene Ontology annotation, biological process: DNA replication. Gene Ontology annotation, cellular component: nucleus; nuclear origin of replication recognition complex. Lineage: Eukaryota; Metazoa; Chordata; Mammalia; Scandentia; Tupaiidae. Bases 535 to 2271 code for a protein of 578 amino acids. The transcript has 18 exons. The record is from RefSeq and is a predicted model, not a curated record. Gene Ontology annotation, molecular function: DNA replication origin binding.